AUGGCAGACCAGUCACCACCGCUAACGGGCAUUCGCGUGCUCGAGUUCGCCGGCCUGGCACCAGGCCCCUUCGCAGGCAUGCUCCUCGCCGACUACGGCGCCACUGUCCUCCGCGUCGACCGCCCCUCCCCCGCGUCGCAUCCGACCUCUGAUCAGCUUACCCGCCGCAAAACCUCAAUAACAGUCAAUCUCAAAUCACCCGCUGCGAUCGCCCUCGUCAAGAAACUCCUCCCAGAAAUCGACGUCGUGAUAGAUCCCUUCCGGCCUGGUGUCCUGGAAAAACUCGGCCUGUCUCCCCAAGAUGUCAUGAUGAAGAUAAAUCCCAAGUUGAUCGUGGGGCGGAUGACGGGCUUCCGGCGAGACGGGAAAUACAGCAUGAUGGCGGGCCACGAUAUAAACUACAUUGCUGUAAGUGGGGUGCUGAGCUUGUUUGGGCGGAAGGGGGAGAAGCCGUAUCCACCAGGGAAUGUGGUUGGGGACUUUGCGGGCGGAGGCGCAAUGUGUUUUCUGGGGAUAUUGUUGGCGUUGUUAGCGAGAGAGAGGAGUGGGCAGGGGCAGGUGGUCGAGGCGAAUAUGGUGGAUGGGAGUGCGGUGUUGGCGACGAUGCCGCGGCUGGGACUUAAGACUGAGGUGUGGAAGAGGGAGAGGGGGACGAACAUGCUGGAUGGUGGGGCACCAUAUUAUGAUACGUAUGAAACCAAGGAUGGGAGGUACAUGGCUGUUGGUGCGAUCGAACCGCAGUUCUACGCUGCGCUGCUUCAGGGCCUUGGUCUCAAACCCUCGGAUCUGCCAGGCGAUCGCGAUAACAAAGCGGACUGGGCGAAGCUCACAGGCUUCUUCACCGAAGUAUUCAAGAAGAAGACGCGCGCUGAGUGGGAGGCCAUCUUCGACGGCACAGACGCGUGCUGUACCCCUGUUUACACGAAUGCAGAGCUAGAAGCGCAAGGCUUCGACCAGAGACCCGCAGUCACACUCACAUCAACGCCUGGUUAUGCCAUACAAGAAGGAGAGUCAGAGCGACCAGCCGCUGUUGGGCAAGGCAUAGGCGUCGAGGGUAGCGGUUGGGAUGAGAAGGGUCUAAUACCCGGAGCCGGCGGAGAAGAGACACUCGGGCGAUGGCUGGGCUGGACGAAAGGCCGGCAAUACGACAUCGAAAGCGGGGGUCUAGUGCUGAAAGACACAGCAAAACUCUAG
Messenger RNA from Didymosphaeria variabile, 1194 nucleotides. RefSeq lists its product as uncharacterized. Gene Ontology annotation, molecular function: catalytic activity. The transcript has 3 exons. Bases 1 to 1194 code for a protein of 397 amino acids. The record is from RefSeq and is a predicted model, not a curated record. NCBI's taxonomy places the organism in Eukaryota, Fungi, Ascomycota, Dothideomycetes, Pleosporales, Didymosphaeriaceae.